Mobula hypostoma (lesser devil ray) is the source of this 928-nucleotide messenger RNA. RefSeq names its product insulin-like 5a (gene insl5a). The coding region runs from base 319 to 720 and encodes 133 amino acids. Gene Ontology annotation, cellular component: extracellular region. The record is from RefSeq and is a predicted model, not a curated record. Lineage: Eukaryota; Metazoa; Chordata; Chondrichthyes; Myliobatiformes; Myliobatidae. The transcript is spliced from 3 exons. Gene Ontology annotation, molecular function: G protein-coupled receptor binding; hormone activity.
GCGGGUUGUUGCUGCGCCGUUUCUGGAAAUCUCGGGGAAGGAGCAGCCCUAACUAACUUCGGACUCACGUUUCGCUGCCAUCUUCCGUAAGAACCGUGUAAGUCGAAAGGAGGUCUCCAAUUCGUUCUCAACCUUGUUUCUUUUAGUAUUGCGAGUGCCUUCAUCAACACCUUCACUAGAGGGGUGGGGUGGAGAGGCGGGCUGAGAGGAUCGACUCUCGGCAUCUCGCUAUAAAAGAGCAGCCACCUGAGUUGAUGAGGCGACUUUCCUCCCGCUGGCCACUUGUUACCCGACUGCUGCUGCUUAGAACGAACGAGUAUGCGGUCUACGCUGCUGCUGCUGCCGCCCUUACUGGCGCUGCUCGCCGUCUCCCGGGUCAGCCCGGAAAAGCCGACGCUGCUCAGGCUGUGCGGCCGCGACCUGAUACGGGCAGUGGUCUACAUGUGCGGCGCUUCGCGCUGGCGGAGAGAAACCGGACCCAACGAGAUGCUGGAGCAUCAGAAACCACCGUUCGUGGGAUUCCACCUUUCAAAACGGCUCCUCGCCCAAGGUUUGGGAUCAUCCAGCGGAGAGGAUUCGAGUUACAGACGGGACCUUUUGGAAGACAUGUUGGCGGUUUACCAGAAUGCACCCCGGGACAAGCGUCUAUUCAAUCAAACUCAUGCCGAUCUCUGCUGUCGGAGGGGCUGUACCAAAAGGCAAAUCAGCUUUUUCUGCUGAAGCGCCGAGGAGCGGCAUCCGAUUGCUGCCACGGGUAUCUUUGGCCUGGGAGCCAUCGGAGCAUUGUUUGUGUUUAAAUGCAAAAUACAGUACUGUAUAAUUGUUGUUCAACGCAAAUUCGGUGUACGGCGUCUGUUAAUCGAUUGGAAAAGAAACAUUUUAGGGUGCAAGAAUGCGCUCUCUGUUAAAUGUUGACAUAACAAUAAAA